AUGGCUUCUCAAGCAAUACCAAUCAAUCCUCCACCACCCCCACCCUUUACUAAUACAACCACCAACACCAAGACCCAACAACUUCUCCCCUCCAUCAACAAGCCCCGCUCCAAAGACCGGCACAGGAAGGUGGAAGGCCGUGGCACCCGUGUGCGUAUUCCGGCAGACUGCGCAGCUAGAAUCUUUCAACUGACUCGUGAGCUCGGCCACCAAACGAAUGGCCAGACCAUUGAGUGGCUCCUCCACCAUGUUCCCUCCGCCCACUUCCCCACCACCACCGCCGCCUCCGCCACUGCUACAGCUGAUUCUUCAUUGCAUGUUCCUUCAUCUUGUUCUCUUGAUUCCUUGAAGAGGAGUGGUGGAUUAUUAGAAAACAAAGAUACCCAUUUGCAUGUUUCCUUAAAGAAUGCUGAUUCUUCUAGUGGAUUCUUGAAUGAGUCAAAGUCCUCACCUUUAUCGACACCCACAUCAUCAACAUCAAGAAUAGGAUAUUCUUCUACUGGAUUCUUGAAUGAUUCAACUUCUUUACUUUUAUCAACACCCACAUCAACAACAGAAACAGAAACUCCAGGAAUAGCAAUGGUAGAGCAAAAGAAAGAAGAGUUGAAGGGUGAAUUUGAGUUAUUUCAUGGUUUAGAUGGGAAUUUUCCUUACAUUUCUUUCACUUCUUUGUUAAUGCAAUGA
Molecule: messenger RNA, 684 nt
Organism: Ricinus communis (castor bean)
Lineage: Eukaryota; Viridiplantae; Streptophyta; Magnoliopsida; Malpighiales; Euphorbiaceae
Product: transcription factor PCF1
Exons: 1
Coding region: 1-684 (227 amino acids)
Cellular component (GO): nucleus
Molecular function (GO): DNA-binding transcription factor activity; sequence-specific DNA binding
Source: RefSeq, a predicted model, not a curated record